Molecule: messenger RNA, 210 nt
Organism: Tetrahymena thermophila SB210
Lineage: Eukaryota; Ciliophora; Oligohymenophorea; Hymenostomatida; Tetrahymenidae
Exons: 2
Source: RefSeq, a predicted model, not a curated record
AUGUUUGUGCUUAAGAUAUCAAUGAUGUCAUUCUCUUUAAUAAUAUUGAAAACAAUAUAGUUUACAAAUAAUUGGUUUCAAAACAUUGUAUCAAUCUAAAUAUAAAAACUUAAGAUAUUUAAUAAACUUAUACAAACAUAAAUACAGCUAAGCAAUUUAAUGUUUAUUUAAUUUUAUAUUUUUAAUAUUGGUAAAGUAUAUUCUUUAUGA